GUGGGCCUAAAUCAUUUAGUCUCGCACCGCUCGGCCCCUCUGCUAUAAUAACCCCAAGGGCCCUAGGGUUUUGCCUCCUCUCUUCACUACGCCCUCCUCGCGCCGCCGUCGCCGUCGCCAGCAGCCGGAGAAAGCAUGGAUACCCAGGUUAAGCUUGCCGUUGUGGUCAAGGUGAUGGGCCGCACCGGCUCAAGGGGUCAGGUGACCCAGGUCAGAGUAAAGUUCCUGGACGAUCAGAACCGCCUGAUCAUGAGGAACGUCAAGGGCCCUGUCCGUGAGGGCGACAUCCUCACCCUGCUCGAGUCCGAGAGAGAGGCUAGGAGACUGCGCUGAAGCAGCAGUUUUGGUCUGUUACUAGCUGAAUUGAAGUGCACUUAUGUUGUGAGACAUGGUUAUGCUCUAUCACCUUGGGUAACAUGAAUUUCUUGGAUGAAUGCUGUGUUCAUCCUAUUUCAAUGUGACUGCAAAUCCGAACCUUUGUGUGCUUGUCACCCGUUGUCAAAUAAAGAAAGAAAGUUGGUUUCUUGC
This is a messenger RNA of Phragmites australis (common reed), 528 nucleotides long. RefSeq names its product small ribosomal subunit protein eS28. The record is from RefSeq and is a predicted model, not a curated record. The transcript is spliced from 3 exons. Gene Ontology annotation, biological process: ribosomal small subunit assembly; translation; maturation of SSU-rRNA. Gene Ontology annotation, cellular component: ribosome; cytosolic small ribosomal subunit. The coding region runs from base 136 to 333 and encodes 65 amino acids. Lineage: Eukaryota; Viridiplantae; Streptophyta; Magnoliopsida; Poales; Poaceae. Gene Ontology annotation, molecular function: structural constituent of ribosome.